CCGAGUCUUGCUCAACGCGCCAGGAACUGAAUUUCGGGUCGUUCAUCUCAUUCGAAAAGAGGUAUUUAGACAGUCUGCUUGAUAAGCCUCGGCAAGUGACGCUAUCCGAACUCUCGGAUCUGGUACACCGGGAGGAGAUCACGCAGCUUAGACGAGUGCCCGGCGAGAGGGACAGAACAAACAAUAGUCCAUUCGCUGCCAGAUCGAUCUCCUCCAGUACAGAACAUUUCGGAUCAGAACAUCACUCCACAGUCUUUCUAGAUCCUGUGACUUCAUCAUGUCUUCGACUCCAUCUCUACCCAAACCAGAGCGGACACUCAUUGGAGGUUCUCUUGAGAUUCCUCGCAUGGUCUCAGGUCUUUGGCAGCUUGCUGGUGGUCAUGACGAGCAUAUUGACUUUGCCGUUGCUGUCAAAGCGAUGGACUCAUUGAUUUCGGCAGGUCUCAGCUGCUUCGAUAUGGCUGAUCAUUAUGGUGAUGCAGAGCUUCUGAUUGGGGAGCACCAUACCCGCUCUAAGCUGAACAUAAAGGCGUUCACAAAGUGGUGUCCCCCUGAGAAUGGCAUCACAUCUUUCGAAAAUGCAGAAAAAGCUAUAGAUUUGGCCAUGUCUAGAAUGAGUCAAAGACAUAUCGACCUCAUGCAGUAUCACGCCUGGGACUACACGGAUGAUACAUACAUUCAUAACCUCAACCACCUUCAAAGACUUCAAAAGCAAGGCAAAAUUGAGCACAUUGGUGUCACAAAUAUAGAUGCUGCUCAUCUAGAGCUCCUUAUCGACUGUGGAUUCACGAUUGCCACGAACCAAGUGUCAUGCUCAGUCAUCGAUCGGCGCGCCGCUCGAGGCCGUCUUUCAUCACUCUGUAUGCAGCACGGCGCCAAGAUCUUAGCUUACGGGACGCUUCUUGGGGGCUAUCUGAGUGAGAAAUGGCUUGACCAACCUGAGCCCCAGGAUUUACCGGCUUUGAACUGGAGUCUGCGAAAAUAUCUUCGCUUCAUCCACGCAGCAGGUGGUUGGAUAGCUUACCAAGGCGUUCUAAAAGCUCUGUCAACUGUUGCAAAAGAACACAAUGUUACCAUCGCCGUUGUUGCGACAAAAUAUGUGCUUGAUCUCCCUGCUAUUGGAGCGGUGAUUGUGGGAUCGCGGCUCUCAGGGGAAUCCGGCAAAUACACAGCAAGUAACUUGGCGGCUUUCAGUUUCAAGCUCACAGAGGAGAAUCUGUCACUCAUCUCCAAGGCCCAAGAAAGUCUUGUAGACAUUCCUGGGGAUUGUGGAGAUGAGUAUCGAAGAGCUCCCUAUUUGACUGCGAGUGGUGAUCUAAGUCACCACCUUGAGAAAAGCGAGCAAGAUAACAAGAUCGCAAAAGCUAUCAGGGAGGGAAGACGAAUAGAGUUCUCUUCAGGAAGUAAAUGGGAACCGAUUGCGGGAUAUUGUCGCGCUGUACGUACUGGCAAUGUGAUCCGUGUUUCGGGGACAACGGCAAAUUCACCUAUUGCUUCGAUACCUGUUCUGGGAGGAGCAUCGGCAAGAAGUCAAACUGUGGCUAUACUUGACAUUAUUGCUCGUACAAUCCAGAAAUUGGGAGGGUCGUUGCCUAAUAUUGUAAGAACUCGAAUCAUGAUCAGACACGCUGAAGAUUGCGAUGAAGUGAGCAGAGCACACGGGUGGGUUUUCGAGUGGGUCGGAAUUAGGCCCGCGAAUACUAUAGUAGUUUCAGGGUUGAUAGGGUCGGAAUUCCUCGUGGAGAUCGAAGCAGAAGCGGAGCUUGGGUUCGGGAAGGUUUUGAGGAUAUGAAGCGUGUGGCGGAUAGGGCAAGGAAUGGCAGAAUAGUUCCAAAAAGUACACAGCUUUUAAGGGUGAAUCAGAGUUUGAAGAUUCCAAGUACACUGACGACAAAUAGAAAGAGAAGAAUUUACUUCAAUCGGAAUCGAGGUUCUCAGAGACUUUUUGUAGAUAGAGGCAGAAGAGGGCUGCUUUCAUACAGUAGAGUGUCACUUCAACAGAAUUUAAGUUGGAC
Mollisia scopiformis is the source of this 2015-nucleotide messenger RNA. RefSeq names its product Aldo/keto reductase. Lineage: Eukaryota; Fungi; Ascomycota; Leotiomycetes; Helotiales; Mollisiaceae. The transcript has 4 exons. Bases 278 to 1792 code for a protein of 504 amino acids. The record is from RefSeq and is a predicted model, not a curated record.